Molecule: messenger RNA, 777 nt
Organism: Aspergillus heteromorphus CBS 117.55
Lineage: Eukaryota; Fungi; Ascomycota; Eurotiomycetes; Eurotiales; Aspergillaceae
Exons: 5
Source: RefSeq, a predicted model, not a curated record
UACUGGGGUCGAACCCUGAUCGUUAUCCCCAUCAUCGCGUCCAUCGUGAUGACUCUGUUCUUCCUCCUCCGGCUAUACAGCCGCCGCUUGACGGCCCGGAAGAUGGACAUCGACGACAUCUUCAUGGGUCUUGGACUUCUCUUUUCUUACGGUGUCACCAUCUGCACCGCUAUGGCCGGAUACAACGGUGUCAGCUAUGACAUUUGGUCCCUCUCCCCAUCCACCAGACAAAGAGCCACUCUUCUCUUCUGGAUUUCCCAGAAAUUGUGGCCGCUCUCGCAAGUCUUCGUUAAGCUAUCCAUCAUCAUCCUCUUCCGGAAGCUCCUCGGGUCGGUUCGGCACUGGCGCAACAUCACCACCGCACUCAUUGCCUUGACCAUUGGUUGGGGCAUCGCUGCCAUGGCAGGGAAUGUCCUGCAGUGCUGGCCGCCGCAGUUCUUUUGGCGGAAGGAGAUCGACGGGAGCUGUAUGGGCGGACAAGAAGCUUUCCAUAUCGUCAUCGGAUCGCUUUCAUUGGUCGAGAACUUCGCCUUGGUGCUGAUGCCCGUCGUGGCCGUUUGGAGGUUGAAGUUGACGCCCCGGCAGAAGGUGAAACUGACUGUGCUGUUUGGGGUUGGAGGGCUAGCAUGUGUGGUGGGCAUUCUGCGGUUGAUCACUUUCAAGGACUAUAUGGCCAUGAAUCUGACCUCGAGCGGCUGUCCGGAGGCCGUCUGGUCUAUCAUCGAACUCGACCUCGGCAUCAUCUGCGCGUCUCUCAUCCUGAUGCGACCGCUCCUC